AUGGAUCGCCUCUUGUUUCUUUCUCCAACGUUGAAGCAUCAGCUUGGGAACACUAACACGGGUAUUGUUCCUCAUUAACAACGAUUGGGUAAUGUGUUUUUUCUACUGUUAAUACAGACAAAUACCUCCACACUCUUCUAGAGGGGAGAUUGCUCUAACAAUAGUCCCUUUAUUGCCACACCUCCCAUAGCGUCUCUGGAAGAAGAGCAAGAAAGAACCCCAGUGAGAAAACAAAUGAGGAAGCACAAUCAAAGAUAUGGAAUGGCUUCUGCCAAGAAACAAGCCUAAUUGAUUUCCUCUUCGUCUUUGUCCCUGCUGUGCACUUUUUUCUAACAUGAAAAGAGAGAAGGAGACGGGGAAAGAGUGGAGGAGAGGAAGAGAGGCCACGAGAGGUCAUCCUCUGGGACGUGGAGCCAACCAGGGAGGGGUUAUUAUGCAGGCGCUCUGUGUAUUGCGGAAAUCCAUCUCCUCAGACUGAGAUUCAUCAGGGGGAACACCUGCACUGCUCUCAACUGUAUCAUGUUCUCCCUGCACGCCUGCCUCGCUGUCCCUCUGAACGCAGCAACAUCUGGAGAAGCAAACAGAUUCAAAGUGAACAUCUGCAGCAGCAAACAGUGA
This is a messenger RNA of Xyrichtys novacula (pearly razorfish), 618 nucleotides long. Lineage: Eukaryota; Metazoa; Chordata; Actinopteri; Labriformes; Labridae. The record is from the annotation of a GenBank genome assembly.